Phacochoerus africanus (Common warthog) is the source of this 624-nucleotide messenger RNA. Its product is annotated as glycine-rich cell wall structural protein 1.8-like. The coding region runs from base 1 to 624 and encodes 207 amino acids. The record is from RefSeq and is a predicted model, not a curated record. NCBI's taxonomy places the organism in Eukaryota, Metazoa, Chordata, Mammalia, Artiodactyla, Suidae. The transcript has a single exon.
AUGUGCGGCUUCGAAGGGCAGGGCCUGGCCCGGAUGCGCGGCCACGGAGAGCAGGACCUGGCGGGCUGGUGUCCCCAGAUGCACGGCGACGGGAAGCAGGGCCUGGCGCGGAAGCACCGCGGCGGCGUUGAGCUGAGCCUGGCGCUGGAGCACGGCGGCGGCGAGGAGCAGGACCUGGUGCUGAACCACGGCGGCGGCGAGGAGCAGGACCUGGUGCUGAACCACGGCGGCGGCGAGGAGCAGGAUCUGGUGCUGAACCACGGCGGCGGCGAGGAGCCGGAUCUGGGACUGAACCACGGCGGCGGCGAGGAGCCGGAUCUGGGACUGAACCACGGCGGCGGCGAGGAGCAGGGCUUGGAGCAGACGAACCACGGCGGCGGCGGCGGCAAGCAGGGCCUAGCGCCGAUGCAUUGCGCGGGAGAUCAGGGCCCGGCGCGGGUAUACGGCGGCGAGCUGGGCCUGGCUCGGGUGCACCGCGACGGCGUUGAGCAGGGCCUGGCACGGAUGCAUGGUGCUGGAGAGCAGGGCCUGGCGCGGGUAUAUGGCGGUGAGCUGGGCCUGGCUCUGGUGCACGGCGGUGGUGGCGAGCAGAGCGCUGCUCAGCUGCACGGCUGCGAACAGUAG